Geosmithia morbida is the source of this 1704-nucleotide messenger RNA. RefSeq names its product malate synthase. Lineage: Eukaryota; Fungi; Ascomycota; Sordariomycetes; Hypocreales; Bionectriaceae. Gene Ontology annotation, molecular function: malate synthase activity. Gene Ontology annotation, biological process: glyoxylate cycle. The transcript is spliced from 2 exons. The record is from RefSeq and is a predicted model, not a curated record. Gene Ontology annotation, cellular component: cytoplasm; peroxisomal matrix. Bases 1 to 1704 code for a protein of 567 amino acids.
AUGGUUCUUCAACCUCAUCGCCCGGAUCAAAUCUCCAUCGUCGGAGACGUCGACAGCAACUUCUCCAAGAUCCUCACCCCGCAGGCAUGCCAGUUCCUCGCCGUCCUCCACCGCACCUUUGAGUCGACGCGCCAGGAACUGCUGUACAAGCGUACCCUCCGUCAGAAGCGAUGGGAUUCCGGGGAGAAGCCCGACUUCCUCCCCGAGACCAAGGCUGUCCGCGAUGAUCCUCACUGGCGCGGUGCCGCCCCCGCUCCCGGCCUCGUCGACCGCAGAGUCGAGAUUACCGGUCCUACCGACCGUAAGAUGGUCAUCAACGCUCUCAACUCCAAUGUCAAGUGCUACAUGGCCGAUUUCGAAGGUACGUCCGUCAAUCCCGUAUGCUCCCGAAUCAUGAUCGGAACACAGCUAACCUACGGCCGCGCUCCUGCAGACUCGUCGACGCCCACCUGGAGCAACAUGAUCAACGGCCAGCUCAACCUGUACGAUGCCAUCCGCCGCAACGUCGACUUCACCACCGGAGGCAAGGAAUACAAGCUCCGGACCGACCAGGCCCUCCCCACACUCAUCUGCCGCACCCGCGGCUGGCACCUGUACGAGGAGCACUUCCUCGUCGACGGCCAGCCCAUCUCGGGCUCGCUCUUCGACUUUGGCCUGUACCUGUUCCACAACGCCAAGGAGCUCAUCGCCAGCGGAUCGGGUCCUUACUUCUACCUGCCCAAGAUGGAGUCUCAUCUCGAGGCCAGGCUGUGGAACGACGUCUUCAACGUGGGUCAGGACUACGUCGGUAUCCCUAGGGGAACCAUUCGUGGUACUGUCUUGAUCGAGACCAUCACCGCCGCCUUUGAGAUGGAUGAGAUCAUCUACGAGCUUCGCGAUCAUAUCGGCGGUCUCAACUGCGGUCGCUGGGAUUACAUCUUCACCUUUGUCAAGAUCUUCCGCAACCGUCCGGACAUGAUCCUCCCUGACCGGGCGGACGUGACGAUGACGGUCCCCUUCAUGGAGGCCUACGUCAAGCUCCUGAUCAGCACCUGCCACCGUCGUGGCGUCCACGCCAUGGGCGGCAUGGCGGCCCUGAUACCUAUCAAGAACGACGAGGAGGCCAACGCCAAGGCCAUGGGCAACGUCAGGUCGGACAAGCUGCGCGAGGCCCUGGCCGGCCACGACGGCACCUGGGUCGCCCACCCGGCCCUGGCCGGCAUCGCCCUCGACGUCUUCGACACGUACAUGGCCACGCCUAACCAGAUACACUACCGCACCGACCACUUCCGCCAGAUCACCCAGGACGACCUGCUCAACCCCCGCGUCGCCGGCUCCAUCACCCUUGAGGGCGUCAAGAAGAACAUCGACAUCAGCCUCAUCUACUCCGAGGCCUGGCUGCGCGGCAUCGGCUGCAGCCCCAUCAACUUCCUCAUGGAGGACGCCGCCACCGCAGAGGUCUCGCGCAGCCAGCUGUGGCAGUGGGUCCGUCACGGCGUCAGCACCGUCGAGGGCGUCCGCCUCACCAAGGAUCUCGUCCUCGGCCUCCUCGACGACCAGACAAAGGCUCUUGCUUCCAAGGCUGGCGCUGGCAACAAGUUUGACAAGACUGCCCAGUAUCUCGCUCCUCAGAUUGUCGGAGAGGACUACACCAACUUUCUUACAGAGUAUGUUUUCUCUCUCCACUCUCUCCCUCUCACCUUCCCUGCUAACGCACCAUCAUAA